Messenger RNA from Ostertagia ostertagi, 465 nucleotides. NCBI's taxonomy places the organism in Eukaryota, Metazoa, Nematoda, Chromadorea, Rhabditida, Trichostrongylidae. The record is from the annotation of a GenBank genome assembly.
AUGCCAUCGCGGCCUCCUCCGCGAGAUCAUCUCGAGCUCGAGGGAUAUUUCAAGGUGGCCGAAUAUUGCCCCGAUUUACUUUCGAACUACUCGAAUUCAUCAGGAACAAUAUCCUACGAGACAAUUAUCACUCCUCGACGUCCGGAACUCCGAGAAUUACGGCAAGCGACAGAGGCAACGAUGCCCAGACAGCAUUCACAUUACCUACGUGAGGUGGAACUACUUCCGCCGCCGUUGAUACCGGAAGUGGUCGAAUGGGACCUGGUGAAACGAAUCAACAAAUUGCUGCUUAACAAAGAAAAAUCGAAAAAGACCGUUGAAGUACACCGUGCAGAAAAGGGCACCGUGGAGCAAAGCAAGAAGAUCAUAAGUGAAGCUCUGUCCAAAUUUCUUUCUCGACCAACUGGCAUGGCAAUGAAUAUCUCAACGGUGGCGAACAGCAAACCUGCACGACUAGCCAUCAAG